This is a messenger RNA of Melampsora larici-populina 98AG31, 2556 nucleotides long. RefSeq lists its product as uncharacterized. The transcript has 10 exons. Lineage: Eukaryota; Fungi; Basidiomycota; Pucciniomycetes; Pucciniales; Melampsoraceae. The record is from RefSeq and is a predicted model, not a curated record. Gene Ontology annotation, biological process: glutathione metabolic process. Gene Ontology annotation, cellular component: cytosol. Bases 1 to 2283 code for a protein of 760 amino acids. Gene Ontology annotation, molecular function: 5-oxoprolinase (ATP-hydrolyzing) activity.
AUGGUAUCAUCGGCUGAGCUUGUAGGCAGUACCGUUCCAGAUAAGUCAAUUCAAAUAUCAAUCGAUCGAGGAGGAACCUUCACCGAUGUUCAUGUCUCUUAUCCAUCUACUGAUAACUCAUCAGGACCUCGUCAACAAUGGGCUAUCAAACUUUUAUCAGUAGAUCCUGCAUACGAAGAUGCACCUCGUGAAGGUAUUCGUCGUGCACUUCAACACGUCUUACAAUGUUCGAUCCCACGUAAUCAGAAGCUUAACACAGACAAGAUUGACUACAUUCGACUUUCGACUACAGUAGCUACAAACGCACUCUUAGAACGUAAAGGUGCAGAUCACGCUUUACUAAUCACCAAAGGUUUCAAAGAUAUCUUAGCAAUAGGAAACCAAUCCAGACCCAAGAUCUUUGAUUUGGCCAUCCGAAAACCAACAGUACUUUAUAAGAAAGUUGUUGAGAUUGAUGAAAGAGUGACUUUACUAGGGUAUUCUUCGGAUCCAUUAUCUCAAGAAAGAGCUCCUAGGUUCGAUGAACAUGGUAGGAUCAUUAAAAGUUAUGAUUAUGAUGGGUUGAAAGAUGGGGAUGAAGAAUUUGUUGUUAAAGGAACUAGUGGGGAGGCAGUGAGUGUCAUCAAACGACUAGAUGAGGAAACGGUAAGAGCUCAAUUGAAGGCUCUCAGACAAGAAGGCUAUGACUCACUUGCAGUAGUCUUGAUGCAUUCCUUCACAUAUCCAGUUCACGAGCAAAGGAUUGAAGGAAUUGCUAAAUCAUUAGGGUUUUCACAUAUUUCAAUUUCAUCAAACUUAAUGCCAAUGAUUAAACUAGUACCUAGAGGUACUUCAUCAACUGCAGAUGCAUAUCUAACUCCAAUCUUAAAACGUUAUAUCGAUGGAUUCUUUUCUGGAUUUGAUGAUUCAUUACGGUUAGGUGGUUCAAAAGGAACAAGAGUUGAGUUUAUGAGAUCUGAUGGUGGACUUACUGGUGUAGAAGGUUUCUCUGGACUUCAUUCAGUUCUUUCAGGUCCUGCUGGUGGUGUGGUAGGUUAUGCACUUACCACUUUUGAUCCGAUCGAACGGAUUCCUGUUAUUGGUUUGGAUAUGGGUGGCACAAGUACGGAUGUUAGUCGGUUUGAUGGUCGAUAUGAGACUGUCUUUGAAACUACCACUGCAGGUGUAACUAUUCAAAGUCCGCAGUUAGACAUUAAUACAGUAGCAGCUGGCGGUGGAUCUCGUUUGUUUUGGCGUAAUGGACUUUUCGUCACUGGACCUGAAAGUGCGGGAGCAGAUCCAGGUCCAGCAUGCUAUCGAAAAGGUGGUCCAUUAGCAGUAACAGAUGCGAAUUUACUUUUAGGUAGACUGGUUGCAGAUCAUUUUCCUAAAAUCUUUGGAAAGAAUGAAGAUGAAGGAUUAGAUGAAAACGCUUCUAGAAAAUCUUUUGAAGAUCUAACUAAAGAAAUCAAUGAUGAAUUAGGUAAUGAGGUUCAAAGAAUGAGUAUUGAUGAAGUGGCAUGGGGAUUCGUGAAAAUUGCUAAUGAAACUAUGUGCCGACCGAUCCGUGCACUGACCGAAGCUCGUGGUUAUGAUGCAAGUCGGCAUGUUCUAAGUACUUUUGGUGGUGCUGGAGGUCAACAUGCUUGUGAUGUUGCUCGAACUCUUGCCAUUCGUCGUAUUGUCAUCCAUCGUCAUUCGUCAAUAUUGAGCGCUUAUGGGAUGGCUCUGGCUGAUCGAGUGGUCGAACGUCAGACACCAUGCUCAACUGUUUAUGAGACUGAGGGUGAAGGUCGAGAUGGACUCCUGGUGACACUAGAGCGCCUUCAAAAAGAGGUGCACGAAGAGCUAUCAAGCCAGGGGUUUCAAGAUAAUCGAAUCGUUAUUGAACGGUAUCUGAAUCUGAGGUAUGAUGGGACAGAUACGGCAUUAAUGAUCUUGGAAAGCAAAGAUGAUGGUUUUGAGUUUAUCAAGGCUUUUGAAGACUCUUAUCGACAAGAGUUUGGUGAGUCACUAGGAAAAACAUACUGUGAACAACUGUCCGAGAUUACCUUUCAGUCUGUGGUUGACCGUCAUGAUCCAGAUCAGUAUCAUUCAGUCUAUUUUGAUCAACCUUACGGAAGGCAAGAUCGAACCCCAAUCUAUCUUUUAGGCCGACUGAGUGUUGGCGACCUGAUCAAAGGGCCAGCUCUAUUAAUUGAUGAUUUACAAACCUUGGUGAUUGAUCCAGAAGCUGAAGCUAAAGUUUUGAAAGAGCAUAUAGUGAUCGAUCUGAUUGAAAAAUCAAAGACCACAUCAAACUAAAGACUGAAAGUCCAGAUGACACCACUUUGCGUGCUGAUCACAAUCUUUUGGUACUUCUCCAAUGUAAGAAAUUUACUUAAGACGACCAGCAGUGUAUACAAGUCACAAUCAUAAGGAAUAUAAUUUUCUAUCUUCUUGUACUUCCUUAACCCCGGGCGUUCAUGGUCAACCUCUUCCAAAGGCUUUUGUUUGGCUAACUCUGAAUCUGAUCCGCCUUCUUUUUCUGUUUUACCUUGAUUGAUUUAAAUGUACAUCAACUUGAUGAUUUUAGAC